UCAUUUACUUCAUCUAUUUAUACCUCUACUUCUUGUGCAGAAGACCAUAUCAACAUUACUGCUAAGAUCUCUUAAUGGAAGCCAUUUCCAACCAAAACCAUAUUCCUCUCUUCCAUGCAAAUGAAACCCUCCCUGACCAAUUCUCCCUCCUGUCAAAGGUCCUUCUUUCAAAAUUCUCAAAUCUUCUUUGGCCUUGUACCUUCUUACUUGUGCAAAACCGGGAACUAAUGUUCCAUUUUGUGCUACUAUGUUUCCCCCUUGUUUGUUUCCUGGUGAAGCAUUUCCUCUCAAAGCCCUCACCCAUUUACCUUGUGGAUUUCUCAUGUCUUAAACCUCCAAGCCACUGCAGGGUGCCUUUUGCAACAUUUCUUGAAAAUGCUUCCAUGUUGGAGGUUUUUGACAGUGAAAGCAUAGCUUUCAUGGCCAAAGUCCUCCAUUCCUCGGGACAAAGUGAAGAGACAUGCCUCCCCCCUUCCUUGCACUACAUUCCUCCAAACACUGACCACACAGAAUCCAUCAAAGAGGUGCAAAUGGUACUUUUCCCCAUCAUGGACGAUCUUCUAGCAAAAACCAACCUUUCACCCCUUGACAUAGACAUACUUGUCGUAAACUGUAGUGGCUUCUGCUCCUCACCUUCUUUAACCUCCACUGUCAUUAACAAAUACUCUAUGAGAAGUGACAUUAAGAGCUAUAAUAUCUCUGGCAUGGGGUGCAGUGCAAGUGCCCUUUGCAUUGAUUUGGCUCAGAAUCUUCUGAGUGUUCACAAUAACUCUAAUGCCGUUGUUCUCAGCACAGAGAUUUUGUCAACAGGUUGGUAUUCAGGCAAUGAAAAGUCCAAGCUUCUGAUAAAUUGCCUCUUUAGGAUGGGAAGUGCAGCAAUCCUUCUCUCAAACAAGAAAGUAGCAAAGAAAACUGCAAAGUACAGGUUGGUUAGGACACUUAGAACCCAGAGAGCCUUUGAUGACAAAGCUUAUUCUUCUGCCAUUAGGGAAGAAGAUUCUGAUGGAAAACUUGGGGUGACACUGAAGAGGGACUUGCUUCAGGUGGCUGGAGAAACACUCCGGGAAAACAUCUCCAUUUUGGGGUCGGAAAUCUUGCCUCUUUCAGAGAAGUUUUGGUAUGGAGUUUCUGUUAUCAAGAAGAGGUUCAUAAAGUCUGAGGGAAUUUACGUGCCAAAUUUCAAGACAGUGAUACAGCACUUCUGCUUGCCAUGUUCUGGGAGGCCAGUGAUAAAAGAAAUAGGGAAAGGGUUGAAGCUCUCAGAGAGAGACAUUGAACCUGCUUUGAUGACACUUCACAGGUUUGGAAACCAGUCUUCUUCCUCACUGUGGUAUGAACUAGCUCACUUGGAAGCCAAGGAAAGAGUGCACAAGGGAGACAAGGUUUGGCAGCUUGGAAUGGGAAGUGGACCGAAAUGUAACAGUGUUGUUCUGAAGUGUAUUAGGCCUAUAGUUGGAGAGUACAAGAAGGGACCAUGGGCUGAUUGCAUCAAUCAGUACCCAAUAUUAGCCUUGGAUUAGGAAUUCUAACUUGGUUAUAGCUAGAAUUCUUAAUUAGUGUUUCUAUUAUGACUUAAAUAUUACUAGUAAAUGAAUAUGAAAUGACUGAGGCAUUUCUUAUUAAGCUAAUCGCUUUUACUACUAGUUGUUAAACAGUGUCAUAAUAGUGUGUUGUUCAAUUCUUCUUAUUUAAAGAGACAAAGGAGCAAGUCAGCUAUGUUUUUCUGCAGAUGAAUUAGUAGGGUGAACAGACACAUUUAUGAUUGUGCAUAUCUUUUUCCUAUCUGUAGUAAUGUUAAGCAGGUUGGAGUGAGUUGGUUGAGUGCA
Molecule: messenger RNA, 1826 nt
Organism: Glycine soja
Lineage: Eukaryota; Viridiplantae; Streptophyta; Magnoliopsida; Fabales; Fabaceae
Product: 3-ketoacyl-CoA synthase 6-like
Exons: 1
Coding region: 75-1520 (481 amino acids)
Biological process (GO): fatty acid biosynthetic process
Cellular component (GO): membrane
Molecular function (GO): acyltransferase activity, transferring groups other than amino-acyl groups
Source: RefSeq, a predicted model, not a curated record